Molecule: messenger RNA, 732 nt
Organism: Clonostachys solani
Lineage: Eukaryota; Fungi; Ascomycota; Sordariomycetes; Hypocreales; Bionectriaceae
Source: the annotation of a GenBank genome assembly
AUGUCGUGCUCCGACGGCCGUGUUCUAAUUGCCAGCUCGAUGAAUAUGACUGUCAAGUCAUGGCAAGGCGCCCGAAGCGGGUCCCACGGCGAGUGCACACAGCAAAAUGAUGAAACCGAAUCUGCCUUGAACACGUUUUUCGUCGAAAACUAUCCCACGCCGUCAGCAACGACAAGACCAACAAGCGAUGCGAAAAUCAAACAAGAAACAAGGAACACGUCGACCAAACCAACAACCCCUCGAUCUCCAGGGCGCCUCGGAUCUUUUAAUGAUUACGUAUCGAUCAUGGCGACAGAGAUGUCCUUUCUCGAAAACAACGGCUUCUUGGCAGCCGCGGCCGUUGUGGUUGUGCUACAAGAAACCACAGUCCAACGCCUCCUCAUUCGUCAAAGGGACCCUCAAGUACGUGACGAUGCAAUCAUUCGACUCCGGCGGUGCAGAGACACUAUCAAGAGGCUGAGAGGUCGCCAAACUUCUCUUGGCCAUGGAGCGGACCAUCUCGAUCGCGUUCUAUUCGAGAUUAAGAAGGAUAUCCAACAUUUCGACCACGCCGAUAGCGCUAUAGAAGCCCCCCUGCCUUCAAAUACGGCUCUAGUACCAUCCCCUCUAUCGUGUGGGUUGCUCACACAAGCGAUGAUCCCAGACCUACCGUCACCAUCACUAGUUUUCGAGGAUGUUAUGAAUUUCGAUAACGAUGAAGUUGAUCUUGAGGUAGGCGUCACCGCGAAAUAG